AACCUCUUCCGUCUUUGUGUCCUCGCCAUUUUGAAUUGCGUGUUGAUCGCUGCUCUGGUCAGCUAACAUGUUGGCCUGACCGCUAAUAGAACUUAGAAAAACGACCUAAAGAAGAAUAACUUGCUUUGGGCGAGUUUUACUCAGGGGUUUGGAGCGUUUGCUAAUCCGGCAACCUUCCCCCAUGAUUUGUCCCUGCAGCUGAUAAUUUGUAAAAAGACAACUAUGAUGCCAAAGAAACGAGCCUAGCUAGUAGUUAGCCAGAACAUCAGCACCGGCGGGCAGCAGAGCAUCGGUUCAUCAUCACAUUUGGACUGGAAAUAAAGUAAUCUGUUCUCGUUUGGUGUCAUGCCAGAGACUCUAUCAAGCUGAUUUGUAGACACAACUUAGAGGAGAAAUGUACCAGCUUCCAGUUAACAAUCUCUCAAGAAUCAGGAAAGCCAGGAAAAAGGUGAAAAAAACUCUUGAGGACAUUGGACUGCAGUUCUGCAAGGAGGCUGCAGAAGAAUUUAAAGAUUUUUGCCCAGAUGAAGAAACUGUGAACGAUGCCCUUUCUGUUGACAUCUUCUCUUGGGAUCCAUCAAACUCUAAAAUACAAAAAUACAGGUCAAAGACAUUUUGCUGCUCGGAGUGCUCAUUUUCUUCAAAAUAUUACUCUGGCUACAAGAACCACUUUCGUCAUGUACACAGAAAGCUCCUCGACAAAAGCAUCCUGCUUAACUGUCCAUACUGUGCAUUCAUCGCAAACAGGGGGACCAUGGAAACCCAUGUUAAAAUAUUCCAUGUACCCAUUGCUUCAUCUCUGUCCUAUGGAAGUCCACAACAGACAUUGCCGGAAAGAAAAACAAAUCUUGAAAGCAACACAGUGGGACAAGGACUGAAGACAAUCAUUUUCUACUGCAAGAAAUGUUCACUGCGGGAUCCUCUCUAUGAUGUUGUCAGAAAGCACAUCUACAGGGAACAUUUCCAGCAUAUUGUCUCACCAUACCUUAGUAUGACAGCAAAAUCAAAAGUAAAAAAUGGAGCCAGCUCUGCCAACAACAUCCUCUUUUGCAAACAGUGUCAGUUCUGUUCGCGUAGCUAUGAGGCAUUAGUGCAGCAUGUUUUAGAUUACCAUGAACGCAUUGGCUCACAAGUGUCAACCAUGAUCGGACAUGCUAGUGUUUUAGCCCCCGCCUUUUAUCCUGCAUCUGUAGGUCACAAGACGUCUUUGGUCGUUGACAACAGCCAAACACUUCGAUCUCAGCUAACUGUCCAGCCUGCAGUUAGCUAUCUACAGUCCGCACCUUCUAUAGUUAAAAACAAGUCUACCUUGCCCAUGAUUGAGAUGCGUGCGCCUGUUACUGGCCACAGCACCGCACUUGAAAAUAAUGGUACUGGAGUGAACACUGCCCAAACACAGAAGUGGAAAAUAUGUACCGUCUGCAAUGAGCUCUUCCCAGAAAACCUGUACAGUGCUCACUUUGAGAGUGCUCACAAGGCCAAGAAGGUGUGGGCUCUAGCCAAGUACAUUAUGAAAAUCCACAACUUCACCAGCAAGUGUUUGCUUUGUAACCGGUAUCUUCCCAGUGACACGCUGCUUAACCACAUGCUCGUUCAUGGGUUAACUUGUCCUCAGUGUCACACUGCGUUCAACAGUGUUGAGAAAAUCAUAGAGCACACCGCUCUGGCACACCCUGAAGAGUAUGUGGGACCCCCUGGUGCAUCACCGCUAACUUUUGAUCUCACCUUUAAACAGGGAAGAUCUGGUAAUAUUCAACUAGCUGUCCUUACUUUUAACAUGAAAGAAUCAGUCAAUGGUCAAAAUCAGGCUGCUCCAAUUCGGAAAAACCUUUCAGUUCCCGUGAAACUACCCCCCGUCAACAUGAUCGACAAGGCCAAAACUUAUGCUACACUGAUACACAACACUGAAGUUGGAAAAACGGUUUGUCCUCUGUGUUUCACAAUUCUCAAAGGCCCGAUCUCUGACUCCUUGGCCAUGCAUCUGAGGGAGAGGCACCAAGUCAUCCAGACACUGCAUCCUGUGGAACAGAAGAUGACAUACAAAUGCAUCCAUUGCUUAGGAGUUUACACUAGCAAUAUGGUAGCCUCCACAAUCACGCUGCAUCUGGUGCAAUGCAGAGCUGUUGGGAGGAACCAGGCAAACCAAGGUGUCAAGUCUGGACUGACUGUUAACUCGUCAGGAGCUGGCAUUCUCAAGAGACAGCAACCCACACAGGGCUCCAUAAACUCCAAGAGGAUGAAAGUAUCCAAUGCACAUGACAUGUCAGACAAAGCUACAUCUGACGGCCUUGCAUUGGACCCUACAGGAUACAGGCACAAGACGUCUAAGGUCAGAAGAGAGUUCCUGACCUCUUACUUCAACCAGCAACCUUACCCAUCUUCACAAGAAAUCGAAAAGUUAUCUACGAGCCUGUGGGUAUGGAAGGCUGACAUUGCUAAUCACUUUUCUACAAUGCAAAAGUUGUGUGUAAGAAAGUGCAGGACCAAAAGGGUCUAUGUCAAACUUGGCUUUGACAUGCACAUUGUAAAGAGAUAUAAACACAACUUGAUUUUUGACAAAGGAAAGCUUGUUGGAAUUUCAACCAGGACUCCUGGCUCAAGGAUAAAUGUUCCCAACAAUCAAAAAUACAGGAGGAGUCUUAAACCAGUCCCUGCCUUAAAGCCCUCCACCUGCACAGAAACCAUUUCCAUUGACUCGGAUACAGAUCCAGAGACGGAAGAUGUAGUGCUAGUGGACGAGGUAAAUGUGAAGGAGACCUCUGUGGAGUUGAGCGUUCCCCCAAGUGACAUGGAAAGCUCUGCACAAGAUGAGAAAGAAAAUGAAAGUUCUCUGUCAAUUGUAAUAGAAAUUCAAAGCCCCCAGCAGGAUGAGAAAGAAAGUCAAAGCCCCCAGCAGGAUGAAAAGGAAAUUCAAAGCCUCCAGCAGGAUGAGAAGGAAAUUCAAAGCCCCCAGCAAGAUGAGAACGAAAUCCAAAGCCCACUGCAGGAUAAGGAAGAAAUUCAGAGCCCCCAGCAAGAUGAGAACGAAAUCCAAAGCCCACUGCAGAAUAAGGAAGACAUUCAAAGCCCCCUGCAGGAUGAGGAAGACAUUCAAAGCCCCCUGCAGAAUAAGGAAGACAUUCAAAGCCCCCUGCAGAAUAAGGAAGACAUUCAAAGCCCCCAGCAAGAUGAGAACGAAAUCCAAAGCCCACUGCAGGAUAAGGAAGAAAUUCAGAGCCCCCAGCAAGAUGAGAAUGACAUACAAAGCCCCCUGCAGAAUAAGGAAGACAUUCAAAGCCCCCUGCAGGAUGAGGAAGAAAUUCAAAGCCCCCUGCUGGAUAAGGACCAAAUUCAAAGCCCCCAGCAAGAUGAGAACGAAAUUCAAAGCCUCCUCCAAGAUGAGAAAGAAAAUUUGAGUUGUCAGCCAAAUGAGAAAGAAGACCAAAGCCCUCAGCAAGACGAGAAAGAAAUCGAAAGCUCUCCGCGAGAUGUUACAGAAAUCACUGAAGAAAAUGAGAACUUUCUGCAAAAUGGCAAAGAAAACAUUGGAGAAAAUGAAAGUUCACCGCAAGAAGAGAUAGCGAAUUGGAGCUCAAUGCCAGGUGAAACAAAAAAUGAGAGUUCUCUUCAAGAUGACAAAGAAAAUGAGAGCUCUUUGCAUGAUAAUAAAGAGAAUGCUGGCAACAAUGACAUUUCCCUGUAAGAUGACAUGAGAACUCUGCAAGACAGAAAAUGCAGGUGUGCACCUGUCUUCAAAAUAAAGCAGUUAGCUGUAGUGGAAUUUAAAACAAAAAGAUCUCUGGUAAAACUUCAUGAAAAUGAAAUUGGAACUCUUAACUUUUUGAACGCAUACAUUUAAGGGAUUAUUCUACAUUAUACUGUAUCUCAUUAAACGUUAUGUUAGUAGUUUUGUAUAUACUUAGGUCAUUGUUAGUUUCUUUGCAUUUUGUAUUUACUGGUUAUUGUCACAUCUUUGUAAUAUUUUACUUGUUUACUUUUUUCCAUUUGGCUAAAAUGAACUUUUAUGUUAUUUCACUUAUAGAAAAUGUACAAUAUGUCCAAAGUGUAUGUAAAUGAUUUAUGAUGUGUUAAUAAAAGUUUUUUGAUGUA
Messenger RNA from Oryzias melastigma (Indian medaka), 4089 nucleotides. It is a transcript of the gene adnpa, whose product is annotated as activity-dependent neuroprotector homeobox a. Bases 395 to 3682 code for a protein of 1095 amino acids. The record is from RefSeq and is a predicted model, not a curated record. Lineage: Eukaryota; Metazoa; Chordata; Actinopteri; Beloniformes; Adrianichthyidae. The transcript has 4 exons. Gene Ontology annotation, biological process: regulation of gene expression. Gene Ontology annotation, cellular component: nucleus. Gene Ontology annotation, molecular function: DNA binding.